Molecule: messenger RNA, 2193 nt
Organism: Penicillium atrosanguineum
Lineage: Eukaryota; Fungi; Ascomycota; Eurotiomycetes; Eurotiales; Aspergillaceae
Product: F-box protein
Exons: 1
Coding region: 1-2193 (730 amino acids)
Molecular function (GO): protein binding
Source: RefSeq, a predicted model, not a curated record
AUGCCUUCGAAACAUGUUGCACAGAAAGAUCAUCCGACGGAUCAACCUCCGGUACCAAUACCCGAAUCAUCGGCAUUCAACGCAUUCACCCAGCAUAACAGCAGCUCGAUGGUUCCAGAUCGAUCGCCGCCUGCUGCCAACAUCACGCCACCCGAAAUCAUGCUCCAAAUCUAUUCUAUGCUGACACCGAGAGACUUUGAUAAUGCACGCCGGACGUGCUCUCAAUGGAUGAGAGUCAGCUUGAAUCGGGAUCUGUUGGAGAGCAUGUUGAAGCGAGCUGGGUGGUGGGGUGCAUAUCUGGAAGACUGCGAGAAGCAACGAGUUCGAUGCCGGCCGUCGAGUGAUGAGAGCGACGUGUGGAGGAUGAGCAAGCGCUUUGCAACCGAGUGCUUAUUGUCGGGACGGAAAGUGAGCAUUGAAAGGCCAGGCUUCGUGGCAUCUGAAAUUGUCAAUUUCUCAGGUCUUGCACAACGCCUCUCGAAAACCCGAUCAAUGCCUAUCCGAGACAAACAUUCACAUUUCGUGUCGACUUUUAGUGUCAGCAGCUGCAGCAAUUAUCUUCUUGUGACUACCGGAUGCAUGAUCUAUGUCUUUCAUCUUCAUGACAAGAAGACGAAAUCUGGGCUAGAAAAUACUGAUCUAGAACCGAUAUCGAGCAUCGAAUGUCCCUUUGAGGUGUUAUCUGCGACUCUAGAUACGACUACACCGCGGGUGGUCCUUGCAGCUUUACUGAGCAACCGUGUUGGGAUGGUCUGUGAUCUGGAUCUACCCAAGAACCCGCACAAGAAGCGAACUGCUUCACCAUCAGAUUCGACUCGAGCCAACUCAUCUAAGAAAACCUCCUCGCCACAUUAUUACUAUGACGUUUGCUCCGAAGACCACCCGCCACGAACAAUGGCCCUCUGUCCCGGACGCCGAUGCAUAGCUUUUGGCUGUGCAGGCGGCAUCGAAAUCCAUUGGGUCGACGAAAACCAACAAAGCCAACGAAGGCAUUUCCCAAUGCCUCAACCCUCCGAGAUCCUCCAUUUCCUCCCUCACACCCCCGAAGCUCCAAAGGACCUGCGACUCAUCUCAUCACUAGCCGGACCAGGUGUCCACGAGUGUGCAUGUCGCCAAUCUCCCUUGCCCGACCAUUCUAAAAAGUGCCAGUUCCACCUCUUAGCAGAUGUCAAGUCAUUCGGUCGCCGUGGCCCAUCUAAAUCCUCAAAUCUCAGUUUUGUCAGAGCCACACAUUGUCACCAUUACCGCGCUGUGCCCAUCAACGAUGGCUUCCAUAUUGUCUUUGUCGAGCCUCGCACAGGUCUCCUUUGCAUCGGAUCCGAUGCACCCAUUGGGGGUCCUACAAGUCUCACACGAGCUUUUGUCUGCGUACCCCCAUUUGGCAAAGAUGCCUCAGACAGCAUGAAAGAAGCUCGCGUCCCAACAGCCUUCGCCGUGGGCUCGGAUCUCCGAUGGGGCCUCCGCGUUGUAGCCGCAUACCAAGAUCGUAUCGUCUUAUAUUCCAUCCCACUCGAUGUAUUUAACGUCAUCCGCAAAGAGCGUGAACGACAAGGCGACGGCAUGAUGGGCAUCAGCGAUCUUGCGCGCGACUGGUUCGCUGACUCGGAGCGCUUCCGCAAGCGGCGGGAGAGUCUCGUGCAAAAUCCAAAUGGUGAUUGGGAGUUUCUUUUAAGUGUCAGUUAUCGGCCCACGGCAAUGAUGUGGCCUUUUAAGAUCUAUGGGAAGGAGAUAGGGCGUGUUGAGAAUGUCGUUGAGCUGGGGUUGCAGUCUUCGAAUGGCGGUGCAAGGGUUUGGGCUUUCAAUGCUUCAGGCGAAGGGACAAUUUUAGAUAUCGACACUUUUACCUCUGCAAAUCAUAGAGCUGACCGCCCCUGCAAGAUGGUUACUGUUGGCUCGGAUGGCAAAUUACAACCAGUACGGUCGCUCAUUCGAGCUGAUCUUCGUGCUUCGCCAUUGCGGGACUCAAGAAAGCGCAAGGCAUCGGUGUUACAAGACGGAUUCGUCGGCCGAUACGGAAUCAGUCGAUAUGUGCCCAGCACAGCGUUUGAUGGCCUCGAGCCAGCGAAUGCUUUUUCUGCUGGGAUGCAGAAGGAUGACUCUAUCCGCCGGCCUUCGUUCGCUGCUUGUAUAGUGGACUUUAAGAUCCCCGAGCUAGGAUCACGAGACGGUCCUUGGAGUGAGCGUCGCGAAUAG